AUGGAGACCGAAGAAGUACUCAGCUCUGAAGUGCCCAUACUUAGAGAUGUUGCAGUGGUAGACGAUGAACUAGUUGCCGAGGAUUGUGGUACAAUCGAAGUCCUAAUGGGAACCGAAGAAGUAGUCCCCUCCGAAGCACUCAUAUUUGAAACUACCGCGUUGAUAGAGGAUGCAAUAAUUGCCGAGGACUUAUUAGCUGAUGUAGAGGAUGACGCUAACACGUCAUUUAGGGUAGAACAAGUGCAGCCUGACUCAGCCGAGGAUGUCUAG
This is a messenger RNA of Penicillium soppii, 270 nucleotides long. RefSeq lists its product as uncharacterized. The record is from RefSeq and is a predicted model, not a curated record. NCBI's taxonomy places the organism in Eukaryota, Fungi, Ascomycota, Eurotiomycetes, Eurotiales, Aspergillaceae. The coding region runs from base 1 to 270 and encodes 89 amino acids. The transcript has a single exon.